AUGAACUUACCAUCGCGCGUUUUCUUUUCUUUUCUACCCGUUUACCUUUUCAAACAAACAAACAGAAAAACUGCCGUUGCCGUCGCGCACGUCAAACAAGGGAAAGGUCUCUUGCGCUUGAAUGGGUCGCCCAUCGAGCUCGAGAAGACGGAAUUACUCAGAACUAAAGCUUUGGAGCCGGUGCUCUUGUUGGGCAAGGAGAAGUUUGCCAACGUUGACAUCCGCGUUCGCGUGAAGGGUGGUGGUCACGUUUCACAAAUGUACGCCGUGAGACAAGCGAUUGCGAAAGGGUUAGUGGCGUACACUCAAAAGUACGUCGAUGAGGCGACGAAGAAGGAGUUGAAAGACGCGUUGUUGCAGUUUGACAGAACGAUGUUGGUCGCCGAUCCGAGAAGAAUGGAACCGAAGAAGGCGGGUGGUCGUGGUGCGAGAGCGAGAUUCCAAAAGUCGUACCGUUAA
Bathycoccus prasinos is the source of this 459-nucleotide messenger RNA. RefSeq names its product 40S ribosomal protein S16. The record is from RefSeq and is a predicted model, not a curated record. Gene Ontology annotation, molecular function: structural constituent of ribosome; RNA binding. Gene Ontology annotation, cellular component: ribosome; cytosolic small ribosomal subunit. The transcript has a single exon. Lineage: Eukaryota; Viridiplantae; Chlorophyta; Mamiellophyceae; Mamiellales; Bathycoccaceae. Gene Ontology annotation, biological process: translation; maturation of SSU-rRNA from tricistronic rRNA transcript (SSU-rRNA, 5.8S rRNA, LSU-rRNA). Bases 1 to 459 code for a protein of 152 amino acids.